AUGCUGGUCAUCUUAUUUGCGUUCUACAAGGCAUUGCGUCAGCUGAAAACCGUCAUUUUGUUUCGUAAGCUGAAAGGAACAGGAUUUUCCAUGCUGUAUUUGAAUGCAACAACCCAGCAAUUUUGGCGAAAGGAUAGAGCAAGUUUUGAAGAUCUUCAUCUUGUGAACGACCAAAGCUUUGAAUUGUGUCUAGACGGUUUCGUGCACGAUGAAAUUGAGCAGAGCUUUGGAAUUCUCGCCCAAUUCCGACUACUUGCCACAGGACAGUACAACUUGAAGAACAACGACAUUCCUGUGCUCAGGCGAUGUCUCGUUCCCUUUUGGUCCAAGUCGGAUUUGAUCGCGAUCGGUGAGCAUUUUGCAUGGACUGAACACGAUAUCAACGAGAAAUACUUUUACGCGGGUGGAAAUCGGCGUGGUUUCUUGUUGGGCGAGGAGGUUGCCAAAGACAGUAUUGACAGUGCUGUUCGUCACGUCGAUUUGAAUGGUAUCCAACUACUCAACACUCAAUAUGGUCUUGGAUCACAGGUGCAAAUUCAUCGCUUGCGAAUGGCAUCCACCGGCCAAAGCGCCAACCUGAAGAAGUAUUACAUGUCUGGAUCGUGGUUUUGUGUGAUCAAGUCAGUGUAUGCGUUGAGAAAACAAGCCCACAUUGUAACGCCGACCUUACUAUCAGGAGCAAGUCGAGUAUUGGUAUCCAAGCCAAGUUGA
Messenger RNA from Phytophthora nicotianae INRA-310, 711 nucleotides. RefSeq lists its product as hypothetical. The record is from RefSeq and is a predicted model, not a curated record. The transcript has a single exon. NCBI's taxonomy places the organism in Eukaryota, Oomycota, Peronosporomycetes, Peronosporales, Peronosporaceae. The coding region runs from base 1 to 711 and encodes 236 amino acids.